Messenger RNA from Ochotona princeps (American pika), 927 nucleotides. RefSeq names its product olfactory receptor 4E2. The transcript has a single exon. NCBI's taxonomy places the organism in Eukaryota, Metazoa, Chordata, Mammalia, Lagomorpha, Ochotonidae. Bases 1 to 927 code for a protein of 308 amino acids. The record is from RefSeq and is a predicted model, not a curated record. Gene Ontology annotation, molecular function: G protein-coupled receptor activity; olfactory receptor activity. Gene Ontology annotation, biological process: G protein-coupled receptor signaling pathway. Gene Ontology annotation, cellular component: membrane.
AUGGAUGCUGUAAACCAAACAAGAGUGGCUGAGUUUAUUUUCUUGGGACUCACUGAUAAUGGGGUGCUGGAGAUCCUGUUUCUCACAGCAUUCUCUAUCACUUAUGUGCUAACUCUUCUGGGCAACAGUGUCAUCAUUGUGACCAUAGUCUUUACCCUACGCCUCCACACCCCCAUGUAUUUCUUCCUAAGCAACUUAUCCUUUAUUGACAUCUGCCACUCCUCUGUCACUGUGCCCAAGAUGCUGCAGGGCUUGCUUUUGGAGAGAAAGACCAUUUUCUUUGACAGCUGCAUCGCACAGCUCUUCUUCCUGCAUCUUUUUGCCUGUGCUGAGAUAUUUCUGUUGACCAUCAUGGCAUAUGACCGCUAUGUGGCUAUCUGCACCCCGUUACACUACCCCCACGUGAUGAACAUGAGAGUCUGUGUGCGACUCGUCUUUGCUCUCUGGCUGGGAGGUACUGUCCACUCUCUUGUGCAGACCUUCCUGACUCUUCGCCUCCCAUACUGUGGCCCUAACGUGAUCGACAGCUACUUCUGUGAUGUGCCCUCUGUCAUCAAGCUGGCCUGCACAGACACGUAUCUCACAGGAAUGCUCAUCGUGUCCAACAGUGGAACCAUCUCCCUCGCUUGUUUCCUGGCCCUGGUGGCAUCUUACACAGUCAUCCUGGUGUCUCUUCGAAAGCAGUCGGCUGAAGGGCGCCGGAAAGCCUUGUCCACCUGCUCGGCCCACUUCAUGGUGGUGGCACUUUUCUUUGGGCCAUGUAUCUUCAUCUACACUCGGCCGGACACCAGCUUCUCCAUUGACAAGGUGGUGUCUGUCUUCUACACGGUGGUCACUCCUUUGCUGAAUCCCCUCAUUUACACUUUGAGGAAUGAGGAGGUCAAGAGUGCCAUGAAGCAGCUCAGGCGGACACAAGUGUUUUCAUGA